Molecule: messenger RNA, 5747 nt
Organism: Platichthys flesus (European flounder)
Lineage: Eukaryota; Metazoa; Chordata; Actinopteri; Pleuronectiformes; Pleuronectidae
Product: microtubule-associated protein 2-like
Exons: 17
Coding region: 280-4356 (1358 amino acids)
Biological process (GO): neuron projection development; microtubule cytoskeleton organization
Cellular component (GO): neuron projection
Molecular function (GO): microtubule binding
Source: RefSeq, a predicted model, not a curated record
GUCAGAGGGCCCCGCAGCUCCCUGAUUGUCCCCGCAGAUCAGUUCCCUCACUCCGGGUUCCAGAGCCGCUCCGCCGCCUCCAGCUCCAGAAGCUGCUGCCGUGCCCCCUCCCUCCGUCUCCACCAGCGCCACCUAGUGCCCUCUCUGCACACAACAAGCUGCAAUUACCACCCCACCCCUCCAGGCAGAUCUGAGCAGACACUCGUCCCUCGUCCGUCUCAUCAGUGAAGACAGAGCUUCCAGUCAGCAGGUGACCCGUCCCCUCCCCGGCGUCCAGGCAUGGCAGACGGUCGGCAGCCAGACGAGCACUGGGCCUCCAACGGCCAAGAGAACGGCGAGAACGGCUACUCCGCCUACGGCUCCGGCUACAAGGAGAACGGAUUCCACGGCGGGGCGGCUGCACAUCCUGGAACGACAGUGGAUGACUCAGCCAAUUUGCCUCCCUCCCCUCCCCCCUCUCCAUCCGCUGAGCAGAUCGGGCCCGUGGCACAAGCCCGGCCGGAAGAAGAAUGUCUCAGUACGGAGUCGGGUGAGUCUGUGGUGAAAGAAGACGAGCAGCAAGUGCCCUCGCUGCUCGGGAAGCAGGUGGUUGUUGAGGAAGCGAAUCCUGAAGGGGAAGAAGUCGCCUCGAGUGAAGCUCCUCCUCCUCCUCCGUCUGUGAAAGAUGAAGAAGCUUCCUCUAUGGAGGAGGCAAGAAAAGACGAAGAGGGUGAAGUAGAAGAGUCAGAAGAGGUGAAAGAGUCAGAAGAGGUGAAAGAGUCAGAAGAGGUGAAAGAGUCAGAAGAGGUGAAAGAGUCGGAAGAGGUGAAAGAGUCAGAAGAGGUGAAAGAGUCAGAAGAGGUGAAAGAGUCAGAAGAGGUGAAAGAGUCAGAAGAGGUGAAAGAGUCAGAAGAGUCGGCACCAAGCAAAGAGAAACCGACAGCUGAGUCCAUAGAUACAGAACAAGAUGGAGGUAGUGACAUUAGAAUGCAGGAGACACCAGUGACUGAGAUUGAAAACGUCAAAUCAAGUCCAGAACCUGGUGCAGAGUCCGAGAGCACAUCUGGGAUGUUGGUAGAACAGAAACCAGGAGCUGCGACUUACUUUGAGACGUCCUCAAAAAUCCCUGGAGACAAUUCAGCCCAACCUCAGAGCUACUACGAGCUCAGCACAGUGGCAGAGACGGAGUCAAGAGAACCUGAAGAUGUUGUUCUGAAGCAAGAGGACGAAGAGGAGGAGACAGUGAAGACGUCCAGCUGUGAAGUGUCGUUAGAGCAGAGAAGCCUCUCGUUGAACAUCACUGUCAGAUCCUCGGAGAAGGAGUCCAGCUCCUUCUCAGAGAGUUUGUGUCCAAUCAGUGGAGGUUUUGACGAAACCGACGUUCACCCUUCAACGCCUCCCGUGGAGAGCCAUGACCCCAAGCUUCCUCCAGCGGUGUCCAUCACUGAAACAUCUACUGACGCACAGGAGGAGGCUCCUGCUGAAGAAACGCCUCCAAGUCCUGAUGAGGAAAUGUCCAGUUUCUGCCUCUCUGAGAUGUUGGACCUGGCGGGAGCGCUGCCUCAGCUGUCGGGGGGGAGGAGGGAGGUCGACCACAUGAGGAGAAAGUCGGUGCCAACCAAUGUGUCGUCCCUCGUGGGUAGCUCUCUGGCCCGGCUCGCUUUGGGAGAUACCAUCUCGAGGAGGGAAAACCAGCUGGAGGAACUGGGCUACUGUGUUUUCAACGAGUACUCGGGGCCGAUGCCUUCUCCGGCAGAUGUUCCCAGUCCUGGACACUCUCCGCACCAGUGCUUCCAGACUGUGGAGAGCGAGGUCGAGGAAGAACUCAGUGGUUACAAGGGGAUCCAGCAACCAGACAAGAAGGAUUCACCAGUGAUGACGUCCAAGAUGAUGGAAAGAGCCGUGACGAGUGGAGGGAAACCCGAUCGCCUGAGAAUCCCAAUGACCGGGUCCAAAGACAGGCUGAAUGAGUUCCGUUUGGAGAGCGGCCUGACUGGCGACCUCAAGAUCCAAGCCAUCCCUGAGGUGGACGUGGAGAAAGACCCGUCCAGAGAGGCUUCCCCCAUCCCCCCGGACAGUUCCUUCACCUUCUGUCCUGUGGACCCUUUGAGCAGAGUUCCAAAGAGUCCCACCGGCCCCAAAUCUCCAGAGGACGCACUUUCAGAAAGCCAAGAAGCUAAAGACGAAGCUGGGGAGGAUGUCAAAGCAGAGGACGAGUUAGAAUCUGAGAGCAGAGAUGAGAAAAAGCCAGAGUUGGACAAAGACACAAUGCCACCCGAGCAGAAAGAAUCAGAACAAGGUAAAGAAGCAAACAGAUCUUCAGUCUUCUCUCCAUCUUCAGAAGAUAAGAAGAUUCAAGAAGUCACAGAAACACAAGAGAUCCCAAAAGCCCAAAUCCACUCACAAAUAGCCACCUCCAUCAUCGUCAUACCUCAAGCACAAGCAGAGGAGGAGGAUGAAGACGAUAUAGAGAUGGCUGAGGAGCCUCAGGAGAUGAUGGAGGAAGCAGAGGAGCCUGUUACUCCGAAGACGCGUGAGGAUGAAGACAGAAAGAAAGAGGAGAAGACGGGAGGCGACCAGGUGGAGGAUGAAGAGCCAAAGUCAGGAGGAGAAGAACGGAGUUGUGGUGCGACCCACUCGUCCCCGUGCUCCGACCACGAUGGAGGCAGAGACAACGGGACGGGGGAGGAAGAAGUAGAAGAAACAAGCCGAGAAGAAGGGAGGAAACAGGAAGAGGAGGAAGAGAAGAGGAUGGAUGAAGAGGAGGAAGAGAAGAGGAUGGAUGAAGAGGAGGAGAAAGAUGUAGAGAUUGGUCAGGAGGUUCAGGAGACGAGUCAGGGGGAGAACGAUGAGACCACACUGGACGUCUCCAUCCUGGACACAGACAGUGGCUGGAUGGACUCACAAGAUGAGGACAAAAGUAUUAUGACUGAGCAAAUCGAGGCCCUUCCUCUCACCCAGAGUUCCACCGGCUCGCCCGCGGUGGCGGUGGCGGUGGUGGACAGACCUGCUAAACGGGCCCCUGGCAGAGGAAGGGGCCCCGCUGGCACCGCAGAGAGCAAAGUGUCCCGCAAACUGCCCGGCCACCAUCCCAGAGAGGAGACGAAGAAGAAAAAAGUAGGCAUGAGGAGGGCUGAGCAGAAUAAGCUGUCAGUCCUCCAAACUCGCUCUCCAUCUCGAAAGAGCGCAGGCAGAGCGGCGGCCAGACACCCGCGGCCCGCUCUGCUGCACGGCCCUGCUAGACGCAAGGCCUCAGGCAUGGAGAGCCACCAGCCCCUCAGUGUGGCCCACCAGUCCAGGGAGAGGACCACUGAGAGAGCGUACCGCAGCCCGGAGAAGAGGUCAUCCCUCCCCCGGCCGGCCAAGUCCCUGACACGCCACAUCCCGGCUGCGGAGCAGGACGACAGCACCCCCUGCAGGCCAACCACGAUCCGGUCCAGAGGGGACAGCAGGUCUCGAAGGGCCCCUGGUAUGGCAGGCACAGACUCACGUUCUCGGUCAGUCCGUAGCGGCGCCUCCACCCCCGGCUCCACCGCCGUCACGCCCGGCACACCCCCUAGCUACGCCUGCCGCACCCCGGGGUCCCGCACCCCCGGCAGCCACACCCCCAAGUCCUUCAGCAUCCUCCAGGAGAAGAAGGUGGCGGUGAUCCGGACUCCGCCCAAGUCGCCGUCCACCGCCCAUCGGCAGCUGAAGGUUCUCAACCAGCCGCUGCCCGACCUGUCGAAUGUCAAGUCUAAGAUCGGCUCCACCUCCAACCUCAAACAUCAGCCCAAGGGCGGACAGGUUCACAUUUCAAGCGAGAAGCUGGACUUCAGUCGUGUUCAGUCAAAGUGCGGCUCCAGGGAUAAUCUGAAGCACACGCCCAAAGGAGGCAAUGUCAUGAUUCCAAGUGUGAAACUGGACUUUAGCCACGUUCAGUCUAAAUGUGGCUCCCUGGCAAAGAUCCAGCACACGGCCGGAGGAGGAAACGUCCAGAUCCAGACCAAGAAGCACGACAUGAGCCACGUCACCGCCAAAUGUGGCUCAAUGUCCAACAUCCGCCACAGGCCAGGGGGCGGUAACGUGCGCAUCGACAGUGUGAAGCUGGACUUCAAGGAUAAGGCCCAGUCCAAGGUCCGCUCGCUGGACAACACCACCCACACUCCUGGAGGGGGCAACAUUAUGAUCGAGAGCCACAAGCUGACCUUCAGGGAAACGGCCAAAGCCCGAGUGGACCACGGCGCCGAGAUCGUGGUCACCCACACCCCCGGCGUGGAGACGGGAGGCACGUCCCCUCGCAUGUCCUCCGCCGGCAGCAUCAACCUGCUGGAGUCGCCACAGCUCUGCACGCUGGCCCAGGACGUCACCGCCGCCCUCGCCAAGCAGGGCUUAUGAGCCGGUUGCCCCCCCCCCCCCCCGCUUCGGAUACCCACAGAAAAGAAGAAAAAAAAGAGAAUCCACAGCAUCUCUCCCAUCAUUCAGUGUUUUCCCAGCAUCCCUCACUGCGGCCCCCCCACCCACACACACGACCCCACAGGCUGUUCCACCCUUCCACACAUUCCAGUGGGAUUUUAAAACUGAAUUCAUCUUUACUUCUCCUUCAUUUCACUCAGAGACGGACUCUUCUCUUUAGUUUCAGGUCGAAUGCGUCGGUUCGACUGGACGCGUGAGUCGGAGAGAAGAGUCGAAGGUUUUUACGAUUGUACAGCGGUUAUUUUUUAGCUUGAAAAGCAUCACCACAUACCACUUCCAUCAUAACGUCCAAUCAGAAUUUAUACGGUACCGAAUGCAAGAUAGAGCAACUAGAAGCUAGACGUGAGUCUUAAAGAAACACGUGUGCGUGAGACGUAGCUAACAGAAACAGGGCGUGUCCGCGGACGCGUGAACAGAAGGGUUGAGGAGCAUGUCUGCAAAAAAUGUGACAUUUUAAGUCAAACGACAUGAAGUUUGUUUUGGGUUUGUCGGGUGGAUUUUGAUGCUAUGAUUUCCUGAUAUGUGCUGAAUCGUUGUUCUGUUUUCUUUUUAUAUAUAUAUAUAUACAUAUCUAUAAAUGUGAGUGUAGUGGAAGUUGUCCCUGGUUUUGUAUGUUCCCUGUGGCUGCUCGGGCUUGUUAGCACCUCAGCGUGGAUAACCUCUGCAGUUCUGUGAGUCCAGUGCUAAACGAUUAGCUUUCCCAUAGACCCUCUCUUGUUUCUCUCCUCUCAAAACCAGUAGGCUGCUCUGUUUUAUUGGUUUUUACGUUUGCUUUCGUGGUUUCACCGGGCGAAACAACAACAACGCUGUUAUGCUGGCAUGGCGAAUUAAUUCAACUUUUAAAAAAUGACAUCUAUUUGGAGACAUUUUAAACUUUUCAGUGUCUUUACUUCAACUGCUCCUGUGACUUUUCUCCUUUGGCAGAAAUGGGCUUGUGUGUUUGUGAAUGAAUAAAAAACAGAAAGAGAAAGAAGCUUUAUAUGAAAACACUCGUUUGGACGGAGCAGCUUCUCGGCCCGUUAGUGCGACUGAACCGGAAACGACUUCAAGAGAACUCAGUAAAACAUAAGAGUGAACACAGGAACACACUCUCUGCUCUCCGUUGUGAAGCCCCUCUGCCCCAGUUUCCUACCCCCCCUGCUCCAGUGUUCUUCUGUGCUUCCCCUCCUCUUGCCCCGUGCUCCCCAGCGCCCCCUACUGCCUGUGUAAAGUGUAUUUAAAAGACCAUGUAGAUGUGUGCACACUUUCUGAUGUUCUGAUGACAAACGCUCCUGCAGGAUGACGGCAACACAAAUAAAGAAAAUAAAAAGUGA